Molecule: messenger RNA, 3066 nt
Organism: Jatropha curcas
Lineage: Eukaryota; Viridiplantae; Streptophyta; Magnoliopsida; Malpighiales; Euphorbiaceae
Gene: SBTI1.1
Product: subtilase family protein
Biological process (GO): proteolysis
Molecular function (GO): serine-type endopeptidase activity
Source: RefSeq, a predicted model, not a curated record
ACAAAUUAAGAUGAAAAAAGAUUGAUUGCAGGAGAGGGAUUUGAACCUACCUCUGGUCUGCAAAUUUAAUGCAGCCUUUAGCACCACUAAAAGUGGCAAUUAAAAAUGUUUUCAUUGUAUAAGUCAACUUCCUAUCAUCACCACCAAAAUAAAAGACUACUAUUUUGAAGCAAUUUUAUCACAAUUUUAGUCACUAAGAGUGGUUUUUUAUUGUGACUGCAAUGCAUAAAUGCUGUGUGUGAGGCUGUCCCACAGCCAAUUUUUCUGUAGCUCGUGGAGUUUCAUGUAUAGCUUUGCCCUGCACUUUAUUUUUCCUCUUGAAUCCAUUUUAAGGCGUGCACUUUCAAUCAAACAGGAAAAAGAAAAGGAAAGUGGUGAACGAUAAUGAGCACAUCAAACCCAAGUCACCAACUUCUUUUGUAAGUCCCAUACUCUUCUUUCAAAAUUUCCUCUAUAAGAUACUCCCGUAAGUUGCUCUCAUCUUCUAUUGGGUUGAAGAACAUAGGCAGAUAGUAUGAUCUUGAGAAGAUCCUUGCUGUUGCUAGCCUUAAUGGCUACAUUAUCAUCUGUUGCUGCAAGUGAUAAACAGACAUAUGUAAUUCAUAUGGAUAAAACCAAGAUUCCAGCCUCAUAUCACUCUCCAGGGAAUUCCAAAAAAUGGUAUGAAGCAAUGAUAAAUUCUGUGACACAAUUUUCAUCUCAAGAACAAGAAGAAAAAGAAGAAACAGAAUCUCCUCAGCUUCUUUAUGUGUAUGAAACAGUGAUGUCCGGUUUUUCUGCAAAGCUCUCUAAAGAACAAGUAAAAGCCUUGAGCAAAACCAAUGGCUUUAUCUCUGCCAUUCCUGAUGAAAUGCUUACGCUCCACACCACACAUUCCCCUCAGUUUCUUGGACUUGAAAAUGGUAAAGGACUUUGGAGUCCUCCAAGCUUGGCUUCAGAUGUGAUAAUUGGGGUUCUUGAUACUGGAAUCUGGCCGGAGCAUGUUAGUUUCCAGGACACAGGCUUAUCUGCAGUGCCUUCUAAGUGGAAAGGCAUAUGCGAAACUGGCACCAAAUUUUCAUCUUCUAAUUGCAACAGGAAGAUUAUUGGUGCAAGAGCCUUCUUCAAAGGAUACGAGUCUGUUGUAGGAAGAAUAAAUGAAACAGUUGAUUAUCGAUCCCCUCGAGACUCACAAGGCCAUGGAACACACACUGCAUCAACUGCUGGCGGCAAUCUUAUAUAUAAUGCAAGUUUUUUUGGCUUAGCAAAUGGUGCAGCGGCUGGAAUGAAGUAUACAGCAAGAAUUGCAGUUUAUAAAGUCUGCUGGCCGUUAGGCUGCACUAAUACUGAUCUUUUGGCAGCUAUAGACCAAGCUGUUAAUGAUGGUGUUGAUGUGCUAUCACUCUCUUUAGGAGGUACUGCCAAGCCUUUUUAUGCUGAUAAUGUUGCUAUAGCCUCAUUUGGGGCAACCCAAAAUGGGGUUUUUGUUUCUUGUUCUGCAGGCAAUUCUGGCCCUUCUAGAUCAACUGUAGACAACACUGCACCUUGGAUCAUGACAGUUGCUGCUAGCUACACUGAUCGAAGCUUUCCAACAACUGUCAAGCUUGGAAAUGGGCAAACUUUUGUUGGAUCAUCUCUGUAUUCUGGCAAAUCAACCAAGCAAUUAGUAAUUGCAUAUGGAGAAACAGCAGGGAGCCAAUCAGCCAAGUACUGCGUUCGAGGUUCACUCAAAAAGACGCUAGUGAAAGGUAAAAUAGUCAUCUGUGAAAGAGGAAUGAUUGGCAGAACCGCGAAAGGAGAGCAAGUGAAAUUAGCAGGAGGAGCAGGAAUGAUAAUAGUCAACACUGAAAAUCAAGGAGAAGAGUUUUUUGCUGAUCCCCAUAUUUUACCUGCCACUUCUUUAGGAGCAUCAGCAGGAAAAGCUAUCAAAUUUUAUGUAAACUCAACUAGACAACCUACUGCUUCAAUUUCUUUCAGAGGAACAACUUAUGGUAAUCCUGCACCAGUAAUGGCUGCAUUUUCAUCCAGAGGGCCUAGUGCAGUCGGACCAGAUGUGAUAAAGCCGGAUGUGACUGCACCAGGAGUCAACAUUUUAGCAGCCUGGUCACCUGUUAGCAGCCCAUCUUUGCUCAAGAGUGAUAAGAGAAGUGUAAUGUUCAAUAUAAUUUCAGGAACAUCAAUGUCAUGCCCUCAUGUUAGUGGCCUAGCUGCACUUCUCAAGUCAGUCCACAAAGAUUGGUCACCUGCAGCAAUCAAAUCAGCAAUAAUGACCUCAGCUUAUGUUGUGGAUAACAGAAAUGCUCCAGUUGCUGAUUUUGGGGCUAAUAACUCCGCAUCAGCUACGCCUUUUGUGUUAGGUUCAGGGCAUGUUGACCCUGAAAAAGCUGCUGAUCCAGGACUAAUAUACAAUAUUACCACAGAAGAUUAUCUAAACUAUUUGUGCAGCCUUAGUUACACAUCUGCUCAGAUAACUCAAGUGUCGAGGAGGAGAUUCAGCUGUCCUAACAACACAAUUCUUCAGCCUGGGCACCUGAAUUACCCUUCUUUUGCUGUAAAUUUUGAAGGUAAUGCUCAAAAUAUCACCAGGACACACAAGAGAAGAGUAACAAAUGUAGGACCAUCUUUGAUUACUUAUGUUGUACAAGUUGAGGAACCUAAUGGAGUAUCAAUAAUCAUCGAGCCUAAGAUUUUGAGUUUUCGAAAACUGAGAGAAGAAUUGAGUUACAAUGUAACUUUCGUAUCAUUGGGAGUAAGAGACACCAGAGAAAGUCACUCCUUUGGAUCUUUGGUUUGGGUGUCAGGGAAGUAUAAGGUGAGAAGCCCCAUAGCUAUAAGUUGGCAAUAGCUUUGAGAUUGGCCAAGUAUGUAGGUGCAGGCCAAGUAUGUAGGUGCAGACCAAGCAGAAAAUGUUUUAGCAGUAGACAUUGCCUAAAUCACAUUCUGUGUAAUGUUGGAAAAUUUCAUGGCAGCUCAUUUUUAUAUUUGCUAAAGAAAAAAAAUAAAAAGAAACUCUCUUUAAAUGUUUGAAAACAAUUGUCUGGUCAGUCAAGUGACUUGGAAAGUGAAAGAAACCAAAUUAAAACAGCA